ACACAUACAGAGUGAGAUGAGGCGAUCAACAGCCACAACUCUGGCGUUUCUUUUCCAUCACGCUGACACAGAAUCCGCACAUUUGGGGGUUGUUUUGAUGCCCGUUAGUAUCUGGUGACCCUCAGUCCUUCCGCUCUACAGCAUAUCUGUUAACAAAAAGUGCAUUUUUGCACCUCUAUGUUUUGCACGUGUCAGAUUCAGAUUGUUGACGCACGCUGGAUCAAUGAGAGAAGUUAGGUAGACUACGGCGGUGCUUUUUAACUUGUUGCGCGGUGAUGCAAGUGUCCUAUUGCGCAAGAGAAUGAUUCAUGAGUCAGUUAUUAUACAUAUAACUUCUUCUUCGAGCUAUUUGACGGGCAGAAGUUACUUUAGAAUGGGCUCAAGGGACGAGAUACAUUCUCAACCUGCCGUUCAGUCUGCGCAAUUUAGUUAAAGUGGACUACCGGAGCUACCCAAAGACGCAAAUCAAGAGUUGGAUGUGGACGUUCUUGGGUCCUAAUACGUGCACCUUUAGAGUAAAAUUAUAUUGAUUUUCUAAGCAACUAAUCUUGGAGAUGUCGGAGUCUUACGAGGACGGGGUGUGCGGAGAUGGAGCUCCGGACUUCAUCCCACCGAGAGCGAUUCGAUCAUCCCGGCGGAGUGGAGUCACCAUACCGCUGGUGGAGCGCGAUGAGGCGGCUCUCCUGGAGUCGGUGAAAAUGGCACCGAGGAGGAGCAGCAUCAUUAAGGACCCUUCAGUGGCUAAGGUCAGUGGUGGGAGGAAGAAAACGGUUUCCUUUAGCAGUAUUCCAUCAGAAAAGAAGGUGAGCAGUGCUGCAGAUUGCCUUGCCUUCAUGCAGGGUGGCUGCGAGCUAAAGAAGGUCCGUCCCAACUCGCGCAUCUACUCGCGAUUCUACACUUUAGACCCUGACCUGGCCUGCCUUCGUUGGGAACCCUCCAAGAAAGAUGGUGACCGAGCCCGACUUGACAUCUCCGCCAUUCGGGAGGUGCGCACUGGGAAAAGCACAGAGACCUUUCUUCAUAAUGGCCCAUCAGAUCACCUGGCUGAAGAAGCAGCCUUCUCCAUCAUUCAUGGUGAUGAGUAUCAGUCUCUGGACCUGGUUGCUCUCUCUGCCGAUGUGGCCAACAUCUGGGUGACAGGGUUGCGGUACCUGCUGUCUCACCCUGGUGCCAUUGGAGGAGGGAGUGGAGGUGAUGGAGGGGUUGGAGAGUCCAGCAUUGGAAGCAAGAUGAGGCGGAACUGGUUGGCGGCAGAGUUUGCUCUGGUUGAUGAGGAUGGACACGAAAUCGUGUCUGAAGAUACGGCAGUAGCCACCAUCUGUAAACUCUGUCCUGGAAUUAAGGAGGCAAAGGUGCGUUUGCGCUUUAAGGAAAUUCAGAGGAGCAAAGAGAAGCUAACGUCUCAUGUUACGCUGGAAGAGUUCCAGGAGGCCUACUGCGAGUUGUGUACACGACCUGAUGUCUAUUUCCUGCUAGUCCAACUCUCUAAAGACAGAGAGUGCCUUGACGCUCAGGACCUGCGUCUUUUCCUGGAGACGGAGCAAGGUCUGUCAUUGGCCACCAAUGAGGGCUGCUUAGAGCUUAUUCGCCACUUUGAGCCCUCUGCAGCUGGACGUGAGCGAGGUUUACUGGGAUUGGAUGGAUUCACCCGCUACCUACAGUCAACUGAGUGCCAGUUGUUAGACCCUGAGCAUCAGAAUGUGUGCCACGAUAUGAAGAUGCCCCUGUCUCAUUAUUUCAUCAGUGCCUCCUACCGCUCCUACCUGCUAGAUGACCAAGUGCAUGGCCGGGCUGAUCUCGGGGGGCUCACUCGAGCCCUGCAGGCUGGAUGUCGGUGUCUGGAGCUGGGGGUGACAGAUGGGCCAGAAGGGGAGCCACUACUGGGUGUAGACUAUGGUACAGAUGGAAAACAUCAUCACCAUCACCACCAUCAUGGUUCUGUUACUCUGCGCAGUGCCCUAGAAGUAAUCAACAAAUAUGCUUUUCUCACCUCCCAGUAUCCUCUGCUGCUGCAUCUAUGCCAGCGUUGCUCACCUUCCCAGCAAUGUACUCUUGCACAACACCUAAAAAAGGUUUUUGGAUCCAAGCUCUAUACCCCUGAAUCUCUGCCUGUCAGUCUGGGAGGUCGCUCAACCACUUUGCCCUCUCCAGAGCAGUUAAAGGGUAAGGUGCUUCUUGUUGGAAAGAAGCUGCCCCCAGAAGAGGAAGGUUCUGAAGGAGAGGUAUCUGAGGACGAUGAGGAGAUUGGUGGCGGCGGUCCUCUGGCUGGCCGAAGAAUGACUAUCCCUGGGGAAGAGGAACUAGGGGUGGUCCUUGUUGUCCCCCCUCCCCCACAGCCAAGGCGCCUCCGUUUGAGGCGUGAAUUGUCCAAUCUCGUUGCCGUUGCUCGUUCUGGAAGUCGCAACUUUUAUGCUCACCGUGCGAGUAUUCAGCAGUCCCAGCAGCAUUCUCCCCCUUCUACUCCUUCUACACCAGGUACACCUAUGACACUUGACCCACCCUACUGGACCCUGUGCUCUCUCGGGGAAGGGGAGGCUGGACGGCUUGCUAGCGAGAGCCCAGAGGAGCUUGUGAGCUUUACCAAGCGCAAUCUAACCCGUGUGCGGCCAAGUUCAGUAAGGCUAGACUCUAGUAACCCAAAUCCACAAGGCUACUGGAAAGGAGGAGUGCAACUGGUUGCGCUCAACCAACAGACGCCAGGUGCCAUGCUAGACCUGAACCGAGGCCGUUUUAUGCAGAACGGUGGGUGCGGGUAUGUGCUUCGUCCAGCAGUCAUGCGAGAGGAGGUUUCCUACUUCAGUGCCCAGUCGCAAGGCUGCGUGCCUGGUGUACCACCGCAAACACUUAGGGUGAAGGUCAUUAGUGCCCAUAGUCUACCCAAACCACAAGGCUCUGGUGCCAAAGGAGAGGUCAUCGACCCAUAUGUGGUGCUGGAACUGCAUGGUGUGCCUUCAGACUGCACAGAGCAGAGAACUCGCACUGCUGCCCAGAACCAGGAUGACCCACUGUUUGACGAAACAUUCGAGUUCCAGGUGAACAUGCCUGAACUAGCCCUGCUGCGUUUCGUAGUUUUGGAUGACGAUUAUAUAGGCGAUGACUUCAUUGGCCAGUACACCAUCGCCUUUGAGUGUCUACAGCCUGGUUACCGCAAUGUGCCCCUUCUAGGCCUCGCUGGAGACCCUUUGCUCCAUGCCAGCUUGUUUGUACACGUCGCCAUCACUAACCGCAGAGGUGGAGGAAAGGCCCAGAGACGGGGUCUGUCCGUCAUGAGAGGAGUGCGGCGUGGACGAGAGUACGUCACCCUGCGCAACACGGGCAUCAAAGUGCUGGAUGACGUUUUCCGCCCAGCCGGCGGACCUCUGCGAGAAGCUACAGACCUGCGAGAGGAUGCGCUGAGCGUUACAGUGGCUUUUAAAGAGCAGUGUGGGCUCCCUCCGAUGGCCACACCAAAGCAGUGCAUCCAGAGCUUGGCCACGAGGUUGCAGACUCCAGACGGGCCCCCAGGGGCCACACUCACUCUGAAGGAAGGUUACCCAUGCCUGGAACCUGUGGGCAACUUGACUGAUGCCACUCGUAAACUGUUAAAUGGUUAUGACGCGAUGGUCUCUUCUAACAAACAGCUGAUUGAAAAUGCAGAUGGAGUGCAGGAGAGAAUUGCACAAGUGCAAAAGGAAGGAAUGGUGCUUCAUGAAGACCUGCCCAGGUUAGGAGAAAAGGAAAAUCUGAAAGGCCGUAAACAGAGUAAAGCUGUGGAAAGUUUCACUUGGAACAUCACGGUACUGAAGGGUCAGUGUGACCUCCUGCGCAGUGCUAAGAUGGAUGCUUUGGAUACGUUGAGGCAGCUGGCGUUGGCCUGUGAGGCAUCCGGUCUGAUCUUGACAUCUGAUGGUCAGUACACCCCUCACGGCAGACGCGGCAGUAGCCAUGGCAACGGUCGCAUCUGAGCCUCAAAGAUACGCAGAGGGAUUGGAAGAGCAUUUAUUCGUAGGUGAAUGAAUGGUUGAAUGUUUGACAGACCGAUAUAUAGUUGGGAAGAUACAAGUAGAGACAUUUGUCCUCUAUUGCAAUGGGUGCUUGUUUUUAGCACAGCAUGGACCAGAAGUUAUUUGAGGACAAAAUGAGGAAUGUUCUUAUCAAGACCUACUGAAUGAAGGACGUGAAAGGAAUUAAAGCGAAUUCCUCAGCGAUAUAAAAUUUCACAAACAUAGAUUUGGAUGGAAUGAAUAUCGUUCCUGCAAUAUUUAAGAGGACUUAAGGGUUGAAUUCAUUCACAGGCUAAAAAUAGAUAAACAUGCUUUCGAGCAUUUUAGAAAAAUGUAUAAACCUAAAACUUUGUGGUUCCCCUAGUUCAUGACUUAACCACCAAAGUGUGAGGUUUGUUUACUCAGGUUAGCACAAACACAUCUCAAAAGUCAUUUUUGGAGGGUCUACCGAGGGUCGGUCUGCAUCACCUCCAGGACUUUAUCUCCUUCUGUGUUGUCACUCAAUCUGAUUGACAGGUGACGUCCACCAGCAGGACUGUACUGUUUCUACCCCUAAGAAUAAGCCCAAUCCAUCCCAGCAUGGAUGGGGUGUAUCUGGUGCCUCUCCAUUGGAGGGAACCAUAUCCUCACCUUCCAUCUUCCCCAGUGACACGGAUUGUUUUCAACUUAUUAACAAUGCAGAAUGAACUCAAGAAGGCUUUGUUAAAAUACUGCUCAUCGCUCCCUAACAGUGUUAACUGAGCCGGUUGCUCAAUGGGACGACCUGUACCGAUUACACCACAUUUCCCCGUAAUCCGUACAGAGCUCAGCACCUGGGAUUGGAACAAUGUUAGUGAAUAACUGCACAUUUUGUGUCAAAAGUGACUUUAUUCACAGCGUACAUUCCUUAGCUUGAAUGAAUGAAGAAGGACAAAGACAAACAGUCCACUGGCAGGGUUUUUCUUUUUUGUCAUAACGAAGAUAAAAAAAUGCUACUAAACAUGGAGGAUUACUUCAGGAUGUUUGAUUAAAAACAUAAAAAAAAAAAAAUUAUAAACUGCUUUAAGCACUGAGAGUACUAAAAUAGAUUUUUAAAAUUCUUAAGUAUAAACUGCUUUACAACUUUCAUUGUGUAACAUUUUACAGUGUUGUGUGAUAGACAAGGAAAACGCUGGCAGGACACUUACAAUAAGACUAGGUUUUAAAAUUGUAUUUCCGUAUAUUAACAGGAUAACAGAAAUUAGAUAUGUGAGAUUGUGAGACUAUAUAUAUUAUUUUUCUUAUGGUAGACAUAGAAGUGUCUGGAUGUCGCGUGCGUAUGUGAAUGUAUGUGUGCAAGGGUGCUAAUGUAAAUGUGUUUGAGACGUUUCAGUGGCACAUGUUCUGAAUGUGACCAAUCUGGUGCCCGAUCGAUUUGGGCGGUGGUUUUUAAACGAAAAACCUGACUGUUGGUUGAUGUCAAAUAUUUUAUUUUAGAAGACCAAAUGAGCAACAGUCUGAUUGUGUGUGGAAGAUUUGAACAAGAAAACGCAUAACUUUUCCACACAAGCAGACUUCCUGUUGUCCUGUUUCGUGUUUCCACAAGUCUUUGUACCCUUCUCUACUUCCUUUAUGCGUUUAAUUUUCUCUCCCUUUAUCCAUGCCUUGUUCUCUUCCUGUUCUCUCUUUCUGACUGAGGGGUGAGCGUUCCACGCAUGUCCUGUGACUGUUUGUGUACAUGUCUGAACUGAAUGUGUACUGACUCCUAAAGUGUUCCUUAAAAAACAAAUUGUUUGCUGAAGAGUGAACAAAAACAUUUUGUGAAUUAUAUAAGAGAAUUGUAGAUAGUAAUAUCUUUAAGCUUCAAACAUAGUUGUCCUCUUUAUAAUGUCAAUGCGCGUACGUGCUUUUGUAACACGUAACCUUUGUUCCUUCGGCCCUUGGACCUGAACCCUGAGGAGGAUAUGUGUACCUGUGGGCCAAAAUCUAAAUAAUAAAUACCCAUUUACAGUAUUAUCUUUCCGUUCCAGUUUAGAUGGCGCUUGAGACCAAUCAGACAUGUGAAGUGAGUUGUCUCACUUUAGACGGGUACAAUUACUCUUAUGAGCAAUCUGGUACAAAUACAACAUGUCGCUGUCCGUAAGAGUCCAUGACAAGCAACACGAACCCCAUUCAGGUGCACUUUAAACAAAACAGAGCAAUCCAUUUGGACCGGUCUAUGAUUCCUGCAGUAUUAGGUAGUGGUUAAGAUCUCAGACGGUGCAAUAUUACUCUGCAGUUUGACGUUAAACAUAAUGACUAGUCUAAUGAGGAGCAUUAAUCCAGCUGUCUUAACUUCCAGUUUUUGCUUUUUUUUCCAUGCGUUUGUCGUGACUGCAUUUCCUCUGACUCUUAAAAUUCACAUUCUUGUUAGCAGUUAUUGUCCUUGUAGAAAUGGAGAGUAUUUAUUAAAGGUGACAAGCGUGCAUUAAACGAAGUAAAUUUCAAAGCAACGUUGCUUUUAUUUUGAAAUGAUGGUUUGUAUUUUAUAACAUUAACAAACUGAUGUAACACAGAUGUGCCCCAGACUAAAUAAAGCUAUCUUUUACUGAC
This is a messenger RNA of Pimephales promelas (fathead minnow), 6533 nucleotides long. RefSeq names its product phospholipase C like 1 (gene plcl1). The record is from RefSeq and is a predicted model, not a curated record. Gene Ontology annotation, biological process: regulation of synaptic transmission, GABAergic; release of sequestered calcium ion into cytosol; phosphatidylinositol-mediated signaling. Gene Ontology annotation, molecular function: phosphatidylinositol-4,5-bisphosphate phospholipase C activity. Lineage: Eukaryota; Metazoa; Chordata; Actinopteri; Cypriniformes; Leuciscidae.